GCCAUGGACUAACCCAUACAUCUUGGGGUGCCCUGAUAUGGGCUAAUACAGGAAUAUAAUUACAUAAGCCGCUUAAUAACCAAAUACAGGUCUGAUCAUGACGAUGUUUACACUGAAUUUUGUGGUCGAAGUUACCCUGCUGCUUUUGACAGUCCCCCACUUUUCCUCCGCUCAAAAGGAUGGGUCAGUAUUACCUUUGGCUGUGGCUGGAACCGUGGCGGGAAUUCUGUUUGUUGUUCUUGUGUUCAUCUGUGCCAUCAUCAUCUGCAGGCAGCGCUCUCGGUAUAAGAAGGCAGCGCCUAAGCAGAACAUAUUGACAAUUGUCGGUGAUGAGAUGGAGAGCUCGUCCACCCUGCCGACCAAGGUAUCUAGUCUGGGAACGGAGAACCGGGCGGAUUACUGGUCCAACAUGGAGAGGAGGGGUCAGCAAACAGAAGAGAAGGUCCGUCGUAUGAAUAUCGCUGAUAAUUUUGAAGAACUUGGACGUUAUGCUCCACCCCACGCUCCUCCGCCCCCAAUUCUGCGAUCAGUGGGCUUCGACAUGAAGGAACGGUCUGCUACGAACGCCAACGGAGCCCUGGUCACGGAUGCGUCCCGCGGAAGCCAACCCGAGACCAUGCGUGUCUCAGCUGUCUCCGCUGCCUCCGCAGCCGUCAUAUACCAUAAUCCCAAUCCACCGGAGCCCUUGGACCUGCUGGACCAACCAUCAACAUCCUACGACCCCAAGCCAGAAUAUGCACCUGUUAUCAGGGAAACGGGUGACCACGACGGGAUGGAAGCGGUUGGAGUAAAGACACCAAAUCCUCUAAACUUCCAGACACCUGAAGAGGACGGGUUUUACCGGCUUCAGGUGGAAUGAGACAGGAAUUCAGUUUCACAAACAUUAAACUUUUAGGGGAGAAACAUAUCUAUCGGAACGAUUCCUUGGAAUAUUGAAAUUUCAAUGUGUUUAUUUA
Molecule: messenger RNA, 956 nt
Organism: Liolophura sinensis
Lineage: Eukaryota; Metazoa; Mollusca; Polyplacophora; Chitonida; Chitonidae
Exons: 5
Coding region: 98-859 (253 amino acids)
Source: RefSeq, a predicted model, not a curated record